Molecule: messenger RNA, 548 nt
Organism: Salpingoeca rosetta
Lineage: Eukaryota; Choanoflagellata; Craspedida; Salpingoecidae
Exons: 3
Coding region: 48-548 (166 amino acids)
Source: RefSeq, a predicted model, not a curated record
CAAAUGCUGACUCAGCAAUAAUCGUUUCCUGCACGCAGCGCCGAUCGAUGAUGAUGAGCAGCAACAACAGUGUCAGCGACAGUGGCGACGGCAGCGCCGAGCUCUUGCAGCUCGCUGUCCUUCCUGCAUGUCUCCUCGCAGCAGAGGUGGCUUAUGUCUGGUACUGCGCAACUGUGAGGCACGCAGAGCCCUCUGAGGACACCAAGGAGCAGUUGCACACCGCUCACCGCAAGCCCCAACCAUAUGAACUCACAAACCUCGGCUACGACUUUCACAUCAACACGCCCUACUCCUUUGGCAUCCGACCCACAUCGUCCAACAGCCCGCACCCAAACGGCUCGUUCUAUGGCGGCGUCGCCCUCCCAGACAUACACGUUUCCAUCACCCACGUUGAUUCUCAAGAGCCUGCGGAAGUGUACAAAGUGGACGUGCAUGAUGGAUCGUACAUUGUGUCGUUCAUGUCAGGGAUCACGGGUCUGCACGAGAUUGAGGCCAGAGUGAACGGCCAUCACAUUGAAGACUCGCCACGACUCAUCCUGCUCCAAUGA